Amborella trichopoda is the source of this 795-nucleotide messenger RNA. RefSeq lists its product as uncharacterized. Lineage: Eukaryota; Viridiplantae; Streptophyta; Magnoliopsida; Amborellales; Amborellaceae. The record is from RefSeq and is a predicted model, not a curated record.
GGUUGCAAACUUAUAGAGGGCAGGCCUCUCUCCCCUGCAAAAAUUGUUCCCCCUCUCUCUCUCCAUGUCUUUAGUAGACUACGCAUCGUCGGACUCUGAAGAAGAGAGAGAAACAGCAAAUGAAGAGGAGAGAGAAACUACGACCGCUGUUGUUGCUCUGCCUCGUUCCUCCGUCUCUCCUGCUCCUACUGCUAACCAGAACUUGAGAUUUCCGCCGCAAGCAUAUAUGACUCCAAACUCAUCUACUCAGUCCAUUGAGAAACUUCCAGAUGCCUCAGAUCUUUUUGAUUCUCCGGUUUUCUCAUCGAGUCAGCUGAGAGCUGGUGAUCACUCAUCGAGGGUCGCAGCUGCUAUGGCAGAAAGUGCUUCAAGGAAACGAGAGGCAAAUGGAUCAGUUCCUUCGCUUCCACACAGGAAACUUCCCCGUGGAAACCUACCUCCAUCAAGAAUUAGUCCAGAUACUUUGGGUGGUGUUCUAUUGCCACCUCAACUGAAUGGCAGGAGCAAUGUUGCGACUGAAGAUAUAGAUAAACUGUUUGUGAGAAGGCGCCACGAAGAUCAUACUAACCCUCCAAGUUCUUGAGUCUCAAUGCCACUGACACUUAACUUAGUGUAGAGUUGUACAAACAUGUCUAUGGUUUUUCUGAGUUAUUUUUUUGAGCUUCCAUGUCCUGUUGUUGUCAUUUCGGUGGGCUUGUAUGUAUAUUUUUAUAAACAGUAAUGCACAACAUUUAUCAGUACCGGUGGAAUUCGUGUAAACUAUGUGAACCAUCCAUAAGAAAACAGUCCAAGGUA